This is a messenger RNA of Phycomyces blakesleeanus NRRL 1555(-), 1021 nucleotides long. RefSeq lists its product as hypothetical. The transcript is spliced from 4 exons. The coding region runs from base 1 to 804 and encodes 267 amino acids. NCBI's taxonomy places the organism in Eukaryota, Fungi, Mucoromycota, Mucoromycetes, Mucorales, Phycomycetaceae. The record is from RefSeq and is a predicted model, not a curated record.
AUGUACAGUUUUGUUCACUUACUUAUUCAAAAUGAAGAGAAACGUCGGGCAAAACAGUAUCGAUGGUCAUUAGCCAUCGGUUUAUUAGCAAUAAUCUGUAUUGGAUCUUCCUUUGUAUUAUACGCUUCCAGUUACCUCAAUCGCCCAUUAUCUUAUGAUACCAUCAGAGGCGCUCCUAUUACUAGAGACGACAUUUCUUUGUUACCGUCGUUUGGAUUUCGCGUCGAAUGGUUACCUGUAGGUGCAGUGUUUGUAUACCUCUCUGGUCUCCAUUGGCUGUCUUUGGGUAAACAUAUUCACUGGUACUUUCUACCCUUAGCACUGCUUGCCUUUUUUCAGCUUUUAAGAUCCUCGUGGGUUCUGAUGGAUCGAGAGGAGUAUGUAAAGGACCAGCUGAGUGAUACUUGGGAACGUGCAUUUUCCCAAGAGAGCAACAGUAGCUCGGUUCUCUAUCUUCUUCAGAAACAGUGGAAGUGCCAGGGUUAUCGAACACCUGAAGAUCGACCUGCACCAGGAACAGAGUUUACACAGCCAUGUUUCUCAUAUCUUGUGGCUUCAUUUGGAGCAGAUAUUUAUUCUUGGGGAAUGAAACUUUGGUCAAUUAAUGUGGUCCAAGUAACAGGACUAUUGAUAUGCUAUUCAUUCUACUUUAAACUUGAACGCACCGGUACGCCGGUCCGAGAUUUGGAAGCACCAGAGGUACAAGAGAAGUCAAUCAAAUAUGAAGUCCAAGGUGUACCCCAUGGCUAUUCUGUAAUCCCACCUGAGAGCAGCACACCACACCCAAAUUUACCACCGCUAUAAUACUAUAUUUGAUAUAUAGUAAUUGCCCCUAAUCCCUUCUUUCCUUUUCCUUUUUUGUUCUUUUUCUCUUCAUUCCAAAAUGCACAUAACACACCCACUCACACAAAAUGUAAUCUAUAUAGUCACACAAUACCUAUUUUCUCUUCUUCUACUUUUCUUUUGAUUUGUAUUCUUCAAAAUAAAAUAAUAUACAUACACAUAUACAUAUAUAAUAAAU